This is a messenger RNA of Larimichthys crocea (large yellow croaker), 1325 nucleotides long. RefSeq names its product coiled-coil domain containing 25 (gene ccdc25). NCBI's taxonomy places the organism in Eukaryota, Metazoa, Chordata, Actinopteri, Sciaenidae. The transcript has 9 exons. Bases 198 to 821 code for a protein of 207 amino acids. The record is from RefSeq and is a predicted model, not a curated record.
UUCCGGUCUGCUGCGUGCUAACUCUCUGUAGCUUUGCUGCAGCUGAGCAACAACUUCCCGGGUCAGCUCGUACACGCGAAAAGUGACAGCAGCGGCACACACAUCAUCAUAUUUUGAUUUUUGUUCAUAACAACGACGUGUCAGCUCUCAAACAAUAAACUCUUCAUCUUUUAUCGGCGAGUUUUAAUUCACUUAAAAUGGUGUUUUACUUCACAAGUGCCGUGGUGAACCCUCCCUACACGAUCUACAUGGGGAAAGACAAAUAUGAGAAUGAGGAUCUGAUAAAGUACGGCUGGCCUGAAGACAUCUGGUUUCAUGUGGACAAACUGUCUUCGGCUCACGUUUACCUGAGACUGCCAAAGGGUCAUACAAUAAAUGAUAUCCCCCCGGAGGUGCUGAUAGACUGUGCACAGCUGGUGAAAAACAACAGCAUCCAAGGCUGCAAGAUGAACAACAUCAACGUGGUUUACACACCGUGGGCCAACCUGAAGAAAACCGGCGACAUGGACGUGGGACAGAUCGGCUUCUAUCGACAGAAAGAGGUGAAAAUCGUGGCCGUGGAGAAGAAGGUCAACGAGAUCGUAAACCGCCUGGAGAAGACGAAAGACGAACGCUUCCCUGACCUGGCGGCUGAGAAAGAGUCGAGAGACAGAGAGGAGAGGAACGAGAAGAAAGCUCAGCUCCAAGACCAGAAGAAGAAAGAGAAGGAGGAGCAGAAGAGGAAAAAAGAGAUGGAGGACCUCAAGAACUAUACUUCACUGAUGAAGAGUGAAAACAUGAAGACUAAUGAGGACGGUUACGAUUCAGACGACUUCAUGUGAGCGGCGAACACCAGGCAGCAAGCAGACGGACCCCUCCUGCACUCAGACCUGCUUGUCGGGAUGCUCGGCUGCUUGCUCUCCGCUUGCUGUAACUCUGCACUGACACUGAGAAAAACAAAAACAAAUGGAUACCUUUUGCUUUUGGACACUUGGAGCAGCAGAAAGCGAGCCAAUGUGGGGAGGACAGCGCCCGGGGACUUUAUUCCACAUGCUGAUUGGUUCGAGACGCUGCUUCCAAACCAAACCAAGCUGGCUGGCCUCUUCAUCAGUGACACUGUCGAAGAAACACAAACGCUGAGGACUCUUUUUUUUUGGGGGGGGGGGGGUUCACUUCAAUGUCGACUGAUGUUGAUGUAUGAUAAAACUAGAGCGUGCGUGUUGUAACAGCCCUGCUAACCUGAAAGCUUUCUUUCUUUACGUUCCCACUUCUCUGCAUGUCUGAUUUUAUUGAAUACGAUUAAAUGUAUAAAAUUAAACACUUACUUAUGUUGACAAGCCAUAAAA